AUUCCUGAUUUGAGAAAAAAGUCUCGCCGAGAUUAUGUCAAAAAACGGCGGGUGGACAAACUGAAAUGCUCCAGGAGGACAUUCGUGAUGAUGAGUACUUGUUUGAGGAUGCUCAGAUCAGCAAAAGGGAAAAACAUGAACGAGAAUAUAAGAAAAAAAUUUACCAUUUGGCAGCAGAGCAUGCCAAAGCUGGAGAACUGGAAAAAGUUCAGAGAUACGAAAUGCCACAGGAAAAUCAGAAACCUGCCAAAUAUGAUGAGAGUGCAGUGGAAGAACUGGGACCUAAUUACGAGCAGAAGAAGUGGGAGGAAGACAAGCUUGGUUAUGCUGUUAUGAAAUUUGGCGCCAAAGACGCCAAGGACAAGAACAAGGUAAGUGACUUCAAUGGGUAAUGCUUAAGAUCAUGGAGAGGGGAGGGGAGGGGGGCUCAUUAAUUUUCCAAGCUUCAAUACCAGGGGACUGUAGAGAUAGACAUAGUUAAAGUGAGGUUUGUGUAAUGCAAAUGUAUACUGUAUCUAUGUUUUAUUGGCAGGAAGAGCCUGCGUGUUUCAAAUGAUGCACAUCUAAAAUAAAUUUUUUUAUGCAAAGUGACUAAAGGUGAUGUAAUUUAAUUUCUUCUUCAUUUUUUUUAUUUGUUUUUUUAAAUUUUCUGCCCAUGCAGAAAAAGGAUUAUGAUCUUGUUGUGGAUGAAGAUCAGAUUAAUUUUGUAAUGGCUGAACAGAUUCCAGGGACAAAAGAGAAGCAGGUGAGAUCUACAUGCAGAGUUGUACAAUUCUUCUAAUCUUGAAUAACAUAUUAUUAACCAGUAGUUAAAAAAAGAGAAGAAAAAUAUCAGCUUUGUCACUGUUUGGUGGAUUUACAGGAACCAGAGAUGAAUGACUAUCAGAAGAAAAGACUUACAAUUGAAGAGGUAAUUUAAAUCUUGUAGUCUUGUUUGGUUUGUUGAUUGAAUGCUCUUUUAAAAUGAAUUAAGUGACUGACUCACUGGCUGACAGACUGAGCCACUGAAUGGAAUGUGCAUGUCAAUUUCAGUUUUGUUGGGCAUCUCUCUUUUGUUGAAUAUUUACAGACAAAAAAAAGUUUACCAGUUUACCCAUAUAGAGAAAGCCUUAUUGAAGCCAUCAGAGAACAUCAGGUAAUUACGUAAUGAAUGAAGGAUACAGACUCUUGUUUUAGCUUUCAAAGAUCUUCUUCAUUAUUAUUCUUCAUUAUUUUGGUUUGCUUCUUUGAGGGGUUAUUCUUCUGAUUCUUAAGUCAGAAUGAAAAUGUUAACAAUGUACAGUACUUGUGCUUUGACAAUAGUUUCUUUCUUUUCAAUUUUUGGGCAAUGUGCCUAGCACCAGUAAAGGAUUAUCCAGUUAUUACCACAGCACCAGGGCUAUGGAUUAAAUUGCCUCUUAGCAUUCAAAAAUCUCCAUCAACAGCUGCAUGUAGUUUUAAUAAGAAUUUAAAGGCUUAUCUUUUCAAAGAAGCUAAUAUCACUUGUACAUGUUAUUUUUGAUAAAUGGGUUUAAAUAUAUUUUUUUUUAGUUUUGCAGAUUUAUCUUGGUACAUGUAGGUUUAGAUUUUAGUUUUUACCCUAGCAUCAUGAUUUUAAGGUGCUAUGGAAGAUUAGCUAAAUGGUGCUAUUUGUAUUGGUAUUAUAAUUAUUAUUGUUAUUAUUAUUAUCAAAUGUAAGGUUUAUGAACAACAGCCUACUUAGCGUUUCUAAGAACUGGCCAUUCUUUCUGUUUGAUUUGGAAGGAAAUUUUUGUCACCUUGUAGGCAGAUAUGCAUUUUCUAUGUUCACCAAAAUGCCUUUCUCCGUGUUCACCGUGUUUUUGCAUCAAAUCAGUUCUCUGCACGAUUAUCAUGUAAGAGAGGCUGACAUAGAUUAACCAGAUUUUUCUUCCAUGUUUACCCUUUAGCCCGACUGCCUCCUGGUUAGCUCAAUUGGUUAGAGCGCUGGACUGUUGUGCAGGAGGUCGAGGGUUCAAGCUCCAGCCAGACCAACACUCAAGGUCUUAAAAUAACUGAGGAGAAUGUGCUACCUUUCUAUAAUGUCAAGAAAAGGAUAGACAUUCUAGUCUUCUUGGAUAAGGAUGAAUAAACUGUAGGUCCCGUCUCCUGCUUCUAUUAAUUAGUAAUUUUGGUUAGGCAGGGGAUGUUAAAGAACCCACUCGCGAGAUUACUGUGAUGUGGUCUGGCCUGUUUACUGGAAAUUUGGGGGUCCUGGCCUUGUAAAUUGUUAACGUGGGAUCCACUGUAAUUGGCUAAAGUUGUAGUGGUCUCCCUGCCUGAGAUAAUUAGGCGAAGCGAAAUAAAUAAAAAUAGCCCUUAAAGGUGACUUCCAUCUAAUUUUUCCUUACAAUAUCACCCUUAUAUCAAACAUAAAGAUCACGAGAAAAGAUAUAAUUAUCACCAACUCAAGAAGCUUGUGAUUGUUAAACAAGUUCUCCCCUUCAGCACCUUAGGAAAUGUUUACUGAUGUUAGGUUGUAAUGGGCUAAGGAACUCAUCUUUACUCAUUGUUUUUAAUUGUAGGUUAUUAUCAUUGAAGGAGAGACAGGCUCAGGAAAGACCACACAAAUUCCGCAAUACCUUCAUGAAGCAGUAUGUCCAGUGUUCAUUCCUCACUAUUUAAGACAGGCUCUGGUGUUUUUAAUUUAAAAAAAUCUUCAUAUGUGAACGUUUAUGAGCAGCUGUAACGCGAGGUUGCAACUCUUGUGUAGGUGUCCUUGUGAUUGUCACGGAGUUUUACAGUGUUUCAUCAUGUUAGUGAUUGGGAGGAAAAAGUGGCUACGGUGCUUUACUGCAUCAUAACUGGCUAUGCUUAUAUAACGUGUGAUAUUAUUGAACAGGAAGUACAUCAAAAAAUAAUGAAAUAAACCCUAUUUUUAUCCCGUGGGAUAUGCCAAAUAAACGAAAUGGUCCCCUCAGGAGAACCAGAUUUUUUAAAUAGGCCACCGUUAAGAGUGUGAAAACUGACAUUUCGAGCGUCAGCCCUUCUUUAAAGUGAAGACUGUUCAUUAGUUAAUGUUCAUACUCAGCUUUGAAACUCUUAACGGUGGCCAAUAUACGUUAUCAACUCAGUUGAUAAUACUGAAUUACCCUGUUAUACUCUCCCACCGACGCAGCAUCACAGUUUCUUUAGAAACUUACCCCCUUUAUUCAUGCUUUGAUUUGAUUGGAUCUUGUGCUUUCCAUUCACUAGUCAGGUGUUACUGCAAUCUGCCUUACGGGGCCAAAGUUUGGGAGCAAGACAAAGUUUAUUGUUUCAGUAGCCUGCAAAUAAUUGCAUCUUUCAUUUCUGUCAGCCCACUGAGUGGUCUUUUGCCUCCUUACAUGGCAAUCCAUGGUUAAUAGAAUCAGGAAGAUUAAUUCACAUAUUGGGAAUCUUUUAGGGUGAAUGCACCACACAUUUUUUAAACUGUGUUCCUGGCAUCUUUUCUUUUAGGGCUUUACCAAGGGGAGGAUGAAAAUUGGUUGUACACAGCCUCGACGAGUCGCAGCAAUGAGCGUAGCAGCAAGAGUAUCUGAAGAGAUGGGUACAAAAUUAGGGAAUGAGGUACAAGUUUCAACAGCAAAGGCCCGACCACACGCACGUAACAUUUCAACGCGACAUCUUGUAACAUGUUGCGCACAAUGUGUUGCGCACGUUUGGCCAGCUUGUUUGAUGUUAUUGGACCAAGUUUGAAAAUAGUCAAAUUGUUGUGCGCGUUUGGCCAGCUCCUUCACAACAUCUCCCAACACGAUCCAACAAUGUUGCAAGAUUUUGCGUUGAAAUGUUGUGUGCGUGAAAUGUUGUGAGCCUUAAAAAGGAAAGAGUAUGAGCAAAAUUUACGUUUAGUGGUUACCAAAUGGUUGCAGAAACCAGUUCAAGUUUUUGAAGUACUUCAGGGAUAUUUUGUCCUUUUUCUAGAAGAUAUGCUCAUUUAUCCGAUAUUGGAUUUUUCUUUUUGUGUUUUAAGACUUGAACUCUUUUUCAGGUUGGAUACAGUAUCCGUUUCGAAGAUUGCUGUUCAGAGCGAACCAUAAUAAAGGUAAGACUUUUAACCCUUUAAACUGUAACAUCUGUAUGCAUAUUCUCCAUACUGUUCGCUAUACAUUUUUCUAAGGUGCUGGCAAGGAGAAUUUGUAUGAAAAUCAAGAGCUUCUUUAUUUGGUGAUCAUUUCUCGUAUUCUCGUGACCUUAAUGUGUGAUUCAGCAGUGAUAUUUUAAGGAGAAAUUAGAUGCUGGUCAUUCUUAGGGGUCAAAGGGUUAACCUACCGUGCUGUUAUCAAAAUGUGUAACCUUACAAUACAUGGGUUCCAAGACCUGCAGUUUUCUUUCUAAGGGGAACGCAUCGAAACAAAGGUUAGAAACAGCAAAAUAGAUUUAUCUGUUGUAACGAUUUACAGAGAAAAUGUUCUUUUGACAGUGGAAAUUCCAGUUUACGUAUUAAUGGUGUUAUGGUGCGACGAGGAGAUAAACAUCUUACUUAAUGUAGUGUGGAUUUAAAGUGAUUGUCGUAAAACCUUAACCAAAGGCCAAAAGAGCAAAGGAAAAUAUCGCAAGAGAGAAAUUUGCGCUCAAAGCAAGAACAAGUAAGCUGCCUAAAGCGUGGUACAAGGCGGAAAACCGAGACGCGGUUGGUUUUAAUUGCGCAUUUGAUUGGUGGAAAGGGUGGCGCGAGUUUUUAGACCAAUUGCAGAGCGGAGUUUCAAUGCAAUUGCGGAUUACUGUGGACACUUCAUAGAGAUCAAUGCCUAGCUUAAGUUGUAUUAAUUGAAAUUGGAUCUUUAGUACAUGACUGAUGGAAUGUUGCUGCGUGAGUUCUUGGGUGAACCCGAUCUGGCUGGAUACAGGUUUGUUCCAACGUAUAAUACUUUAUAUACAUUGUACAUUAUUGUUAACAGAUCUGCCCAUACUAUCUUGCUCUUACAUACAAGUACAGUGAUUUUAGCUAGUGGCUAUUUGCCGGCGAGGUUUCCCUUUAAAAUGAUAAAUCUAUUCUCACCAAUUGUAGUUAUAAAUUCAAUGACCUGCCCUGUAAUCUUUUCCUGUACAAUCAUAUCGCCACUCUCGUUGUAUUUGGGUUCUCAUCAACUUGUUUCUCUGCAAGUCGACAUGACUUUGUGAUAGUUUCUUUGAUUAGAUGCAACUAAGUUGUUAUAAGUAUGUUCUAGGAAACAUGAAACUUCCUAUCCUCGCCCCCUCCCCCUUUUAAAAGAAAUAACAAGAAACGAACUCUCACUUCGGUUUGAGAUUCUAAGAAAUUAACCUAAACAUUUGAAAAUCGUUAUCGAAUGUGCCGCAUUUCGGCUCCGUACGCCUAGUCAAUAGUGCCUUCAUUUGUAGUUCCUGUUGGUUCCAAAAGAUCACUGAGAGAUGCAACUUAGAGGAGUGUGACUUGAUUUCGUCAAAGAUAAGGAGCCAGGUCGUUAAGCACUUUUCAAAAUGACGCCGACCAUGAUCGAAAGCUUAGCACAUUAGGAGAACAUUUUCGCAAGAUAGGCUUCCUAGCUGUGUAGUUUUGAGAAGCGGGAAGUGACCAACUUUCUAGAUGCUUUUUUUUUUUUUUUUUUUUUUGUAGCCGGAUAUGAAAAUUGUACGUGUGUGAUAUCUGGAUCAACUUUUACUUUAAUUAGCGUCGCGUUUCUGUUCGCAGUGUGCUUAUUAUCGACGAAGCUCACGAACGAACCCUCCACACUGAUGUCUUAUUUGGCCUGGUGAAGGACAUUGCUCGAUUCCGAAAAGAUCUUAAACUUCUGAUAUCCAGUGCGACUUUGGAUGCUGACAAGUUCUCCCAGGUAUGUCUUGACUACUUAGUAACCCGUGAGACUGGUGUCAUUUUUUUUUUCGUUUCUCGGGCCAGCAAAAAAGCGUAAGGAGAGCUCAAAGGGGAUAAACAUUCGCGAGGGGACGAACGCGCUCUCCCCGCGCUUUGACCGCGCUUUCCCCGCUCGCCUUAAAACAGGCCUACUAGGAAUCAAUUCUCAGACCUUCCGAUUACGCGGUCAGAUAACUUGGUAAUGAGUUAGACUAAAUACUAGGUUCGUAAGUGACGAAAGUUCUGAGAUCCAUGGACAUGAUGCCUUUGAUAUUUCUGGUCCUAGCAGUUUACAAGUAACGCUUGCCACAUGAAUCUAGUUUGUGGUUUGACUCAUGAACGAGUUUGUGGCUCAGCAGUAGUAGAGAAGGGUAAUAUCGGAAAGUCCGUGUGAUGAACCUUAAUGGGUGACCUAAAGUUUCUCUCAUUGUCCAUUGUUGGUGAUGAAUGUAUAAAAUCUUUCUUCAGCCUUUUCUUUUCAACGUCAAUUUCAUCUUUCGAAUAAGAUCGUGUAAAAGCCUUGUCUUUAUAUUUUAAAGUGUCUGCUACAAUUUACCUUUUAACAGCCUACUCCUAACGUAUCGAUUUCGAGAUAAAGCCUUUUUGCAACAUAGUAACCUUAUACAGGGGGGUUUGUCCAAAAUGAAAAAGAACUCUUCCUUGAAUCUCCCUCCCUUGGAAGAGAACCAAACUGUUAAGUAUAACAUACAUUGUACGUUUUACCUUCCAGUUCUUUGAUGAUGCACCCAUCUUUAGAAUUCCUGGUCGACGAUUUCCUGUGAAUAUUUAUUACACAAAGGUGAAGGAACAUAUCCCAUUUCUUUGUCAUUCUCCUACAAAAUCGUAUUUUAGCUUGUCUGUGUAUCUUCUCAACUUCUUAAGUUAAGAUGGAGUAUACUGUUCUCUGGUGAAACAUCAAUGACAAUAGCCUGGCUUUUUUAGAGACUAGAUAGCGUUUAUUCCCGUACCGAUUAUUUACUUGAAUCAAUAUGAACAAGGUUUUCCAGGAGGCACAGUGUAGUUUUGCUUCUAGAAAACUAGAUCAUUGUAGUUUUAAAUGUUAGUAUUAGAAUGUUAACUAUGCCAAAGCUUAGCCAGAUGCCUUGAGUCCUUCAAUUGGAACACUUAUAUUCAAACACACUUUCUUUAAGAAACAAAUUAAAGCUUCUGCUUUUGUACAAUAAUUAAUUCUCAUGUUAUCUUUGUUACUAAUUCCCCCUUUCCAUUCCCCCAUCACGAGAAGUUCUCUAUUAAGGGGAAACUUUUUAUAACCCCUUGGGCGUCUUGGGAUUGAUGUUUUACUCUUAAACAACAAAAUCUGAUUCCUCUUCAAGGACCCUCCGCGGCGUUCGUGACGAAUACAAGCAGUCAUUUUCUAUCAUGAGCAAACUUGCUAUGCUAUCUCCUGUCGUCGCUUUUGUUUUGGUUCAGUUAGUUUCGGAUGGGUAAAAAAUCAACCACAUGCUUUGUCAGAUCUAUUCUGAAAAUCAUCGUUCCCCGCGAAAAUUAAGUAAUUUAGUAAAUUACUACCUUUCAUUUCCAGGCUCCAGAAGCUGAUUAUCUGGAAGCUACGGUGGUGACUGUGCUACAGAUUCAUGUGACCCAACCCCCGGGGGACAUCCUGGUGUUUUUGACCGGCCAGGAAGAGAUCGAGACGUCACAGGAGUUGUUACAGGAGCGCACGCGCAAACUGGGCUCUAAAAUUAAUGAGCUGAUUAUUCUGCCCAUCUACGCUAAUCUACCGUCGGACUUACAAGCCAAGAUAUUCGAGCCCACCCCUCCUGGGGGAAGAAAGGUAAAUGUGAUUUUUUAAUUUUCUUAAUUUCUUUUUUUACUAUGAAAGACUAAGGUUAAAAAGCGAAUUCUGAAAGGAAUACCCUCGCCCACUGAAUUUCACGAAUCCUCCUGGCUUUACAUCCACCAUUUUCUUUUUUCAUGAUGCCUGAGCAGAUGCAUUUUGAUUAGAGUUUAGUAAGAUUAUCUUCUUUUGAAACUAGUCGUGCUGUGUCAGAACAGAUCUUUGACUUCUUGUUUUCCCAGAAUUUUACGAAUUCUUUCAUUUUUUCAUUCUUUAAAUUAGGAGGCUUUCAGACUGAGUAUAAACCUUUGCACGAAACAAGAACGGUGAUUAUUAAAAAUAUGUGUUUUUUUUUUAACUCAAAGCGUUUCAACCCCUAUUUCCAAAACAAGUAAAAGAGAUUGCUGGCAAUAUUUUUUCACAGGUUGUUUUAGCUACCAAUAUCGCCGAGACGUCGCUAACCAUUGAUGGUAUAAUCUAUGUUAUUGAUCCUGGAUUUUGUAAACAGAAAAGUUACAAUCCUCGCACAGGAAUGGAGUCAUUAGUGGUGACACCUAUUUCAAAAGUAGGUCUUGGUCUCAGAACUGUCUCUCCAAAGUGCCUCAAAAACGUCAAAUUUUUGAUGAAUUUUGCGGUGGUUAAGUAACCCACUAACUGUUAUGACGUUUCGUAGGCGUCAGCCAAUCAAAGAGCAGGUCGUGCGGGUCGCGUGGCAGCAGGCAAGUGUUUCAGGUUAUUCACAGCUUGGGCAUACAAGAACGAGCUGGAGGAGAACACCAUCCCCGAGGUAAUACUAUUCGUUCAAUUUAUUAGCUGUUGCUGAAGAUAAGUACUGCUGUAAAGAUUACUGUAUAUCUAGUCACUGAAUAAUUUAAUGUCCCUAAUCAUUGUCGGGGACAUAACUGUGGAAAGUGUACGGCUCGGUAAAUAUCCACCGUUGACUACCUCCACUUCGCUGAGUAUUUGUUAAUUAUCAUCUCGGCUGAAAAACCAAAUUAAGAUCUGUAUAAAGAAAUCUGGGUUUUAUUCGUAGCCUUGUGUUCAUAAUUAGGCAUUCUAUCACGUUGUCUUCCAAAUGCACGGAUGAUUUUUAUUUUUGAGAAAAGACAGGUUUAUGGCGGACGUGAGGUCGGGGAAUGGGGAUGUUUACUCGUAAUGAUUAAGGAUCAUAAUUGUAUCGAGGGCCAAGCCAUGGUCAUAUUUGUACAUUCAGGGGAUAUGGAAUACGCAAACUGUUUAAACUACUACGAUGUGCCUUCGUCUUUAUGUGGCAGGGAGGGUCUUAAAUCGCUUUGUUUCACCUUCCUUAGAUCCAGAGAACUAACUUGGGAAAUGUAGUUCUACUCCUGAAGAGCUUGGGUAUCAACGAUUUGAUUCACUUUGAUUUUAUGGACCCCCCUCCGGCUGAGACCCUUAUCAUUGCUCUCGAGCAGCUGUACGCACUGGGAGGACUGAACCAUCACGGGGAACUUACAAAGGUUUGUGACAGUGAAGAUUUCUUCGUGUUCUAAAACUACCUGCACCUGUGAAGAAUAUGCUCUGGGAUCGGAAAGAGAAUUUCUGCAACUGAUACCAGUGUAGUUAUGUUAUUAGAAGUUGGUGGUUAAGCCCUACAUUGAUAAUUUUCUCCGUUCUAAUAAGGAUAAUUCAAGCACCUAUCACGCUUAGAAGUGAGGGGGGCUAGACAGGAUCGUUCAGCGAAUGAUUGAAACUCUCUAACUGUCCUUGUUUCUUUGUUUCUCUCUUUCUUCAGCUUGGACGUCGCAUGGCAGAAUUUCCCGUUGAACCAACAAUGUCUAAAAUGUUGAUAGCAUCAGAAAAGUAGGAAAACUUAAAAUAUGCUUUUUUCAACCUUUUUAUCGUUGCUUACUAGAUUUGCCAAAAAUUUACCUCAAGCUUUUCCAGCGGUCACGGAGCUGAUCAGUCCAAACAAGCUGCCUUCACCACUUCUUGGUCACUUCCCUAUGGAGCGCUAAAAUUUCAUCUGACUUCAAUUUGAAACUCUUGUGUUAAACUGCGCUAAGAACAACUUUUAGAUAUGUUGAUUGUGAUCAUUUUGAAGGUGGUUGACAGUCAAAGUUCAGUGGAAGAGAAAGACAAUUUUGACUAUUGGAAACAAUCAAACUUGGAAAACCUUAGGUACAUUUGCACAAAUGUUCGCGUAGUCUGCGUCAUAAGGACUUAAGCCAGAUUGUCAUUUUCAAUUCUCUUUCAGGUACAAAUGUGUCGAACAGAUUCUUACCAUCACUGCUAUGUUAUCAGGGAACAACGCCAUUUUCUACCGUCCCAAGGAUAAAGUGGUACACGCAGACAACGCGCGCGUAAACUUCUUUCGUCCAGGCGGUGAUCAUCUGACAUUGUUGAACGUGUACGAUCAGUGGGUGGAGACUGGGUACUCUACCCAGUGGUGCUACGAGAAUUUCAUACAGCAUCGCUCUAUGAAGAGAGCACGAGACGUUAGGGAGCAGCUAGAGGGGCUGAUGGAGAGAGUAGAGAUUGAAAUUACGUCGAACCCAAAUGACUCCGUUCCUAUUAGAAAGGUAAGAGGUCAAUGAAAUCAGUUGACCCUUUGAACCUUUAGAGUAACUUGCAUCUGAUUUUUAGUUUAAUUUUCUUCAACAUUAGCCAUCCUUAUUUUCUCUUGGUUGAUUGCUUUCUCGCUCGUAGUUUCAUUGCUACCUUGAAAAUAGUUUGUAUUCUUCAUCGGUUUUGUUUUGCACGUCGCACAAGAAUAGCAAAAACAAUCUUGUAGCUACGUCUUUCCAAAAUCAUUUCUGUUGGACAACUUUAUAUGGAUUUCUUCCAAAUACUUUUCUAUUAAUGCCUAAGAAAAAUCCGCUCACUUCUUUGUUAAAUUAUUUUACGUACGGUUAGGUCAUGCACUUUUAAUAAUUUAUACAAACUUUCUGAUUGCGACCGUGCGCAUCGUAGAUUAUGGGUACGAUAUAGUUUUAUCAAAUAAGCUAUCAAUCUUGGGCGUGUUUGUGGAGCUUCAUGUAAGGGUAAGAGAGAGACGUUUCUCAUUUAUAUCUCGACACAUCUUUGCUGUCGUAAAUCAUCGUAUCCUUUCCUUUUAGGCGAUCACAUCGGGUUACUUUUAUCACACUGCCAGACUAGGCAAAAGUGGCCAAUAUCGGACGGUGAAACACCAGCAGGUAAAGUGCCUUAACUAACUAACUUUUAAAUAGUCUGCUUUGGAUAUAUUUAGGAAUGAUGUAUAGAAGCUGUUAACGCCAGGAGUUUAUGACGCAGGUAAGUUCACUUUCGUAGAAAUUCCUGAGACGCAUGAGAAGAGAGCAUGAGUGGGUGACGUGUUGUUUACUGUUCGCUUGAUGUCUUUGCUUAAGGAUCAGUGAUCAGGGGUCAACCAGCGCGCGGGAAAAUCACUUCCCAACGGCGUCCAUGUUUUUUUUCUUUAUCCCCACGAAUGGAUACGGGUGGUAUUAACGAAUUAGAUUGGUAGCGUGUGAUGGACUGGAUUACCUUUUCAGUGUGGUGAAAUACAUGUAUAGACAGCAGGAAUCUCAAGACCCCUUGUUAUCUUUUUUUUUUUUUAAUUGUUCUUCUUUGCAGACAGUCAUGAUUCACCCGAACAGCAGUCUGUUCCAGGACCAGCCCAGAUGGGUGAUCUACCACGAGCUUGUGUUCACCACUAAGGAGUUCAUGAGACAGGUAGGGAAGGUCCCGCUCCCGAAUCUGAACACCAAGAAUCACGCAAUAAUUAUAUCAUCGUUAUCAUGUGUGUACAUCAUCAUCUCUCUCUUACAUCCAAGAUAUUUUUUGCUGCAAAUAGGUCUGUGCAGUGCGGAAAAUGAAGGAAGUUCAAUAUACUAACGAUUGGAGUGGAACAUUUCUGAUAAAAAAUCUUGGUUUGCUAGGAAAUCUUAGCCUUUUGAUGUAAGAGUUAUUAACGAGCACGAAAUUGAAACUGAACGGACGCUUUUGGUCGGUUGAAGCGCUUUUCUUGUAGUACCAGGAACGAACGGAAAAAAAGUUGAUCGAUCUCUUGAAGCUCAUAAAAAAUACGAGGCAAAAUUAGCCUGCCUUCCUAGGUAAAACCCUGAUUUGUCAGACCAUUGCGUCAAUAACUGUUCGAAAAGUCGUGCUUCCAACCCAUAGUAGCUAUCUCCCGUUAGUCUUUUAUAGUACGCUUGACGUUUCCAAUCCCAAGAAACAAGCUAGCUUUGCCGCCUUCACGAGCAUGCUGGCAUGUAACCAGAAGCUAAAAUGAAUACUUUCUUACUAGAUCAUAGAGAUCGAAAACAAAUGGCUACUGGAGGUAGCGCCUCACUAUUACAAAGCCAAGGAACUAGAAGACAGCUCCAGUAAGAAAAUGCCCAAGACUUCUGGAGUCACGAGAGAGCAAGCCAGGUCGACCACGUGAUUUUAGGUUGUGUGUUAAAUAAUAUGUUGUGUCACGACAGUGUCAGAUUAGUUCUGGCUCGAGUGGAACCAACUGUGUUGGACCUAAGAUGAUCUUGUGUCUUCUGACUUGUUGUUUCGUUUCGUAAAGGAUGUGCGUUGGGGAGUGAUAGGGAGUAGAAAAACUAAUAGACUCCAGAUUUCAGCGAUAAACUCUGUUGUUGCCAUAUUAAAGCAACUUUUUUUAUGUGGUUUAAGUUUAGAACAUUUAGCUCAAAAGUCAGUGCAAAGAAAAAAAAACCCUAGAAUAAUGGGCACACUCGGUCACGAAAUCAAGCACUGACCUCACCUUAUAAUUUCGUCGUUUAUGCCCUGUGUAUAGUUAACAAUCGUGCUAAAUUUAAUGGAAAGCACUCUAGAGAGCACAUUCUUCGCAAAGGUAUUACCACAGGACAGUAGAUUUUUUUCACACCUCAUUUAUCAUAGAAAC
Molecule: messenger RNA, 12441 nt
Organism: Pocillopora meandrina
Lineage: Eukaryota; Metazoa; Cnidaria; Anthozoa; Scleractinia; Pocilloporidae
Source: the annotation of a GenBank genome assembly